Pygocentrus nattereri (red-bellied piranha) is the source of this 2814-nucleotide messenger RNA. RefSeq names its product NEDD1 gamma-tubulin ring complex targeting factor (gene nedd1). Gene Ontology annotation, molecular function: gamma-tubulin binding. Gene Ontology annotation, biological process: microtubule nucleation; mitotic cell cycle. Lineage: Eukaryota; Metazoa; Chordata; Actinopteri; Characiformes; Serrasalmidae. Bases 161 to 2200 code for a protein of 679 amino acids. Gene Ontology annotation, cellular component: pericentriolar material; centriole; ciliary basal body. The transcript has 17 exons. The record is from RefSeq and is a predicted model, not a curated record.
UUCCCUCCUCGGUCCGCACAGUUUCAAACUGUUUUGUGAUAUUCCGAAAGUUUAGCGGAAAAAAGUGAGAUAAACGAAAUAACCGCGAAUACUUUGCCAACAAAACAUAUCUUGUUCCGUUACGCCAAGGGUGGUUUUAUCCUUAAACUCGCGUUUCACUAUGGAGGAGGUGACCCGGUUGGUGUCGUCAGGCGACUGCCUGAAAAUCUGGGACUCGGCCUCCAUGACUGUGGUGGAGCAGUUCAAUCCCCAUAGUGCCACUCACCCUCUGGCGCAAGUGUGCUGGAGCAGCAGCAAUCAGUAUAUUGUCAGUGCCAGCAGUAUAGGAGACAAGCUAGUUGUAACUAGCUUGAAGUCCUCACCAGUCCCAGUGAUGGAGCUUGCAGAAGGGAAAAAACAGACACGAGUGGCACUAAACUCAACAUCACAGUUUCUAGUCAGCGGAGGACUGGAUAACACUGUUAACAUCUGGGACCUGAAGACAAAGAGAUUACAUCGUAGCCUUAAGGACCAUAAGGAGGAAGUGACAUGUGUAUCCUUCAAUGGUGGCGAUAGCUACAUAGCAUCUGGUUCCACCAGCGGAGACAUCAUCCUCCACAGCAUUACCACCAAUCUCUCCAGCAAACCCUUUGGCCACGGGCCCAAUGAGCCUGUCCAUGACCUGAGGUACUCGCUGAUAAAGCGAUCUUUGUUGGGAAGUGUAUCAGACAGUGGUUCUGUGGUGCUGUGGGAUGUGAACACACAAAAGGAACUGCACACGUUUGAAGGUGCACACAAAGCUCCUGCAUCAGGACUGUGCUUCUCCCCAGCCAAUGACUUGCUCUUCAUCACAGUGGGGUUGGAUAAGAAGAUGGUCUGCUAUGACACUUCCAGCAAAAUUAUUUUCCGCAGUAAGCAAGUUGAGUCCCCCCUCACUGCAGUAGACUUUACACCGGAUGGUGCAGGUUUGGUAGUGGGUUCCACUCAGGGCCGGAUCUACCUGUAUGACCUGCGUAAUUUGAGUGCGCCUGUCAAAACCACCACAGCGCACAAGACAUCAGUCACCUGCAUCCGCUUCCAGCACUCCAACAGCAGGCUCAAGACCAGUAAAACGUUGUCCAGCAAGACGUCCUCAUCGCAAGCUAACAAGAGAAUCUCUACGAAGCUGGGUCAAAAUCAGCAGAGUGGUCCUCCGACACCCACCUCUACUGUCCCCUCUGGCUUGCCUGUGUCCGAACACCAGCCAGGAGACCGAGGAGAUGGACAGGCACAGAACACAGGAAGUGGUGGAGGUGGUGACAUGCCAUCCAGGGAGGCUGAGGGCCAGCACAGUCUGGACAAGUUCAGCGGUGUGGGCCGAAACAGCCUGAGCCUGGACAUUUUUUCACCUGUUGCUGAUGGUUUCAAAACACAUGCUUUCAGUAGUGAUACUCCAACAUCAAGAAACGGAGGCGCCAUCAGUGCUGAUGUGUUCUUUCGAGAAACCGAAGGGCAGCACAGUUCAGACAAGUACAAGGUUGGCCGGAACAGCCUGGACAUUUUCUCUCCUGUCCGAGAUGAUUACAAAGGUCAUAGAUUCAGUGAUGCUUCAAGUGGAAAGAAAGAGUUAGAUUUUUUGCCUCAGUACCAUGGCUCAGCUCAGCGCAAGAAUCCACUGGGCACGCCUGGUAGUCGCUGCUACAGUCCACUUUCUGCUGUCCAGACGCCCCCUGCAAUCAAAGAGGAGGAGCCUGUGACAUCGUCUGUACAUACAGACACACAGAACAAUGUGGAGAAGAAUAAUGGUCCCCACCAGGACAUUAUGACCACGCCCCCUGCAUCUCAGAGUACACGCACUCAAUCAGUGCCUCCAUUCAACACCCCUGAACACAGUCAGAGGAAAGAUGUGCCAACCCAGCUCACCUAUGAAUCGCCAGUGAGUAGCAGCCAGCCUGUACCAGCACCAGAAGCAGCAGCUGCAUCUGGUGCCGGAAGUAGUGGAGCACCACUGACCUCGGUCCAGAUGAAUUUUAUACGCAACAUGAUCCAUGAAGCAUUAGAGGAAUUCAGGGAUACAUGCCAUAGAGACAUUAUAAAUCUCCAGGUGGAAAUGGUGAGGCAGUUCUACAUUCAGUUGAAUGAAAUCCAUGGCCUCAUUGAGAAAUAUUCAGUGAAUGAUUCUCUCGUGGAAGAGAUCGAGAAGCUGAGGGAGGAAAACAGACGACUUCGAGCAAAUUACUAAGAAGCACUUUGCUACUCUUUAGACAUGGUAAACAUCACACUGGGCUCGGUGCAGGGGUUAGGCCCGAAGCCUGUAGUGGCACUACAGCACUGUUCUGGGCAAGGAAGCAAUGGGAGAAUGUCGUACAUCCCAGCUGAUGUCUGAAGUAUGCACUCAUUCUCUCAGGACCAUGGUGCAUAUACUGUUUUGUACAUCAUACAAGUGCGCAUUUUAUUAGGCUACAGAAGGUCUUUUCCACCAUUACUGUGCCUUCGGAUACAGAAUACGCUUGAGCUUUCCUUGCCAUACUCUGCAUUUUUGCAUACUUUUAUAAUAGACUGUUUAUAGUAAGUCAUUGAUAUUAAUGUGUGAAUGUUGUGUGGUGACAAAAUUUGAAAUGGGGAUUUUUUACCCCUCAUUUUGCUGUGUGAGUGUGCUCCAGGUUGUAUAUUUGUAAUUUGUUGUAAGCCUGUGGCCAAAAAUCAGUGAACUUCGGUUAUUUGGCACAUCCAAAGGUGGGAUGCAGACACAAACGUGAAGUACUUGUGAACACCAGCUAGUUUCAUAUAAACAAGACAUUCAAGUGACUUGUUAUUAAAAAAGUAAAUAAAUAAACUACACUGCUUAUAUUUGUA